This is a messenger RNA of Limanda limanda (common dab), 2467 nucleotides long. It is a transcript of the gene tax1bp3, whose product is annotated as Tax1 (human T-cell leukemia virus type I) binding protein 3. Lineage: Eukaryota; Metazoa; Chordata; Actinopteri; Pleuronectiformes; Pleuronectidae. Gene Ontology annotation, cellular component: postsynaptic membrane; postsynaptic density; adherens junction. Gene Ontology annotation, molecular function: protein binding. Gene Ontology annotation, biological process: neurotransmitter receptor transport postsynaptic membrane to endosome; neurotransmitter receptor transport, endosome to postsynaptic membrane. The record is from RefSeq and is a predicted model, not a curated record. The transcript has 4 exons. Bases 317 to 733 code for a protein of 138 amino acids.
ACUGGUGUCGCCCGUGUGUGCAGAGGGAGUGGAGCCGCGGCCAACACCCUAAACACCGCCCUCCCCCCGCUGCCCUGGUGUUGCAAACCGCGCAGGGCCGAUCGGCUGGGAGGCUGAGUGACGUCAUUGGGAAGCCGCUUGGAUUUUACACAGGGAUCAGCCGCUUGAGUCACUCCUCCUCACCAGCACAUCCAGGAAGUUGUCCUGACGUCGAAUCCCUCUUUGUGUUCUCUGACUUUUUACCACAGCGAGUUAUUAAUUUAACUUUUAGCCACUUUCCACCUGGUAUUUAACGCCAGAGCUCCGCAGCGACGCCAUGGCUUUCGUCCCGGGUCAACCGCUCACAGCUGUUGUGCAACGAAUUGAGAUCCAGAAGUUGCAGGAGAGAAAUAAUUUGAUCCUGGGCUUCAGCAUCGGUGGAGGGAUCGACCAGGACCCCGGGCAGAACCCCUUCUCUGAGAGCAAGUGUGACAAAGGCAUCUAUGUGACCAGGAUAACACCAGGAGGACCAGCAGAGGUGUCAGGCUUGAUGAUGGGAGACAAAAUAAUGCAGGUGAACGGCUACGAUAUGACCAUGGUGACCCACGACUAUGCUCGUAAAAAGCUGACAAAGAAGUCCGAGGUUGUGGUGCGGCUCCUUGUGACCAGAAAGUCGUUGGAGCAAGCCGUCAAGCAGUCGAUGGGGCCCAAACUAACCCCACAGUUUGACAACAAUGUGACACGACACUACUAACUCAGCUGCCAAGAAAUGAACACGCUCAUGUAUGGCGAUCACACACACUCAGAUGAUGGUUGCACCGUGGCCUUUAUAACCAGAUUAUUGCAAAAAACCACAAACACAUCAGUCAGUUUAAUGUUCGGGUGACACAUCCCGAUGCUGCACAAGUCAGUUCUUACUUCUCCUGGUCGGUCAUCGAACAGUGAGAGGGCGCUGUCCCUUCCCACCAACACUAAACUCACCUCAAAGCUCCAGGGCUAUACAGCGCUGAAGCACUUUUAAUUUGCAGUGACAAUAUAAUACAGACUUUUUUGUUUUGUACUCAAAUAUCCACAUUUAAAUUUUAAGCAGAAAAAGAUUAAGGGUUAAAAAAGAUCAAUAGUCUAUGCAGAUAAUUACGAUAUUUCUUCUUUGUUAGAACAAGCAGACUCUCACUGAAAUCAGAUUUUUGGAAGGGUUUAUCUAUCUGCUCUUGAUAACACUUCUAUGGGAGCAAGCCGGUAUCAAUAUCCGACUCAUCUAUCAUCGUUUUCCACUACAAAUAUAGAUUUAAUGAAAACAAAAUCUACUUGGAUGUCAAUCUUGUUAAGAUUACAACAUCAAAUGCCAAAGCACUGUGAAGCAAUCAAACAUAUGAAAAGUGUUCAUUUCCUCUUUUUUAUUAUGGUAGAGUAGCCUGUCUAAAAUAUAUACUUUUUUUAUAUCACAUAUUAAUGUUUUCCACUAAUUAUCUCUUAACUGAGGCUAAGUUCCGUUCUAUUUAUCUUGUUUAUUGUGUGAUAUCCUCGUAGUUAAUUCCAUGUCCACUGUAAACAGAAUUCUGCUGGACCUACAUUUGGACGACACGCCUGACACAUUUCAAUAUGUCACUCUUCAUCAUCCUCAUCAGGUUGAGCUGGAGAAAGUCCAUGUUUUGACACAAGCAGAGUUUCUCACUGGAACCAGCAACGUGUAAAAACUUUAAUGGUGUAUUGAACUUGUUUAUUUGUCAGAGACCAAAAGUUAAAAGUGUAACUCUGAACCCUACAGGAAUGAAUGUUCUUCGUGUGCACACCAGCUUUUAACUCUUGUCUUAUGAUGCUUUGUUUGAUUCCAUUUAACAAUUCCUCUUUGGUUUCUACGAUGCAAUGAAAAUCUGUUGCCUCUGAUACACAACAUACUAACCCUGUAGAUGAGUGAUUUAAUACUAAUCAUUUACAAUAUUUUGGGUUUGAUAUAAAGGUUGUUUUUUACUUCUUAUGCUGGGAGAUCUCAUCGGCUCUUGUUGGGCUGAUCAAUUUGUAUGUGUUUAAUAGAACAAUUUAAACUGUUUAUCAGCAACUUCCAUUUUACUGUCUUGAUCAUUAGAUAAAGUUUUAUAUUGUCAUCACAAAAGGUUUGAAAUGCUCGCAUAAUAAUAAUCUUAUCUAAGAUUCUAAUCUUUCAGUCAAUGAACGACUUAUUGUGCUGUCAGACUGUAAUUUCAAGGACUGAGGCCUAACAAGGCAAACAUUGAGUUCAAAAAUGUAAAAUCUGGACUCAUUGGGGUUUUUGUUAUAUAUAUUCCAUUCAUCAUUUUGGAUACUUGGAGGGGGGGGUUCCAGCCCCAGGUUACAGACUGUCACUGCACGAACGUCCAUUCAAACAACAAAUUACUAACAGUAUUUUCUUUUUGAAUAAUUUUGUAUGUAAACUGCCAGCAGAGCACAAAUGUUCAGCAAUUGAAUGUGUACAGUUUUGAAUCUCUCUCAUAUAUAAAAACUCUGAGAA